CGCUCCGCGGGGACCCAGACUGUGGCUGGGCCCUUCCCGCCGGGGCCCCGCCCUCCCCGGGGGGGCGCCCCACUCACCUCCGCGCAGCCGUCAGCCUGUUGGGCCGGGCCGGGCAGGUCUGGAGAUGGGCGGGGAGCCCUGAGUGUCCCCGCAGUCAGGAGCCGCCCUGUGCCCGGCACUCAGGCCUUGCGGAGCCACACACAGGGGUCCCGGGGGUGGGGGGGCGCCCCCACGAAGAGGGCGGCCCCUGCGCGCCCGCUGCCCGCACCGGCCCGCCUGGCGGGCGCCCUCCACAGGGGCGCCGGGGGGCCAUGCGGCCUGGCGCCCUCUGAGGCCCGCAGCAUGGCCCGCGCGCUGACCUGGCGCUGCUGCCCCUGGUGCCUGACCGAGGACGAGAAGGCGGCGGCCCGGAUCGACCAGGAGAUCAACAGGAUCCUCCUGGAGCAGAAGAAGCGGGACCGCGGGGAGCUCAAGCUGCUGCUGCUGGGCCCCGGGGAGAGCGGGAAGAGCACGUUCAUCAAACAGAUGCGGAUCAUUCACGGGGCGGGCUACUCGGAGGAGGACCGCAAGGGCUUCCGACCCCUGGUCUAUCAAAACAUCUUUGUGUGCAUGCGAACCUUGAUUGAGGCCAUGGACCGGCUGCAGAUCCCCUUUGGCAGACCCGAGAGCAAGCACCAUGCCAGCCUGGUCAUGAGCCAGGACCCCUACAAAGUGACCACUUUCGAGAAGUGUUACGCCGUGGCCAUGCAGUGGCUGUGGAGGGACGCCGGCAUCCAGGCCUGCUACGAGCGCCGGCGGGAGUUCCACCUGCUGGACUCGGCCGUCUACUAUCUGUCCCACCUGGAGCGUAUCACCGAGGAGGGAUAUGUCCCCACAGCACAGGAUGUGCUCCGCAGCCGCAUGCCCACCACCGGCAUCAAUGAAUACUGCUUCUCCGUGCAGAAAACCAACCUGCGGAUCGUGGAUGUCGGGGGCCAGAAGUCAGAGCGCAAGAAGUGGAUCCAUUGCUUCGAAAACGUGAUCGCCCUCAUCUACCUGGCCUCGCUGAGCGAAUAUGACCAGUGUCUGGAGGAGAAUAACAAGGAGAACCGAAUGAAGGAAAGCCUGGCUCUGUUUGGCACCAUCCUGGAACUGCCCUGGUUCAAAAGCACGUCUGUCAUCCUCUUCCUCAACAAAACCGACAUCCUGGAGGAGAAGAUCCCCACCUCCCACCUGGCUACCUACUUCCCCAGUUUCCAGGGCCCCAGGCAGGACGCCGAGGCAGCCAAGAGGUUCGUCCUGGACAUGUACACGCGCAUGUACGCCGGCGGCGCGAACGGCGCGGACGGGGGCAGGAAGGGCCCGCGCUCCCGGCGCCUCUUCAGCCACUACACGUGCGCCACGGACACGCAGAACAUCCGCAAGGUCUUCAAGGACGUGCGGGACUCGGUGCUGGCCCGCUAUCUGGACGAGAUCAACCUGCUGUGAGCCGGGCCCGCCGCCCCGGGCGCGGACUCACGCGCGUCCUCGCGGCGCCCCAGCCCUAGGCCCAGCUGGCGAGUCGGGGCGUGGGGGUCCGGUCGGCGCGCCCCCCUUCCAUGCCGCUCUGCCCCUCGCCAGGACAGACCCUGGGUUUGCCCUCCGUGACUCAGUUUACCUCCUCGGAAACAGAGCGCAGUGGCCAGUGGGGAUGGAGGGGGGAGGGAAAGGCCCGGGUGGGCCCCUCUCGGGAGUCGCACGCCCGGCCACGGCACCCCCUGGAGCCCCCGGGAGCGAGGCGCCAGCCCCGGGAGGAGGGCAGUGGUCCUCCAGGCUGAGGGCCGGGCUCUGGUGCCCCCUGGCGGACAGGAGGCGGCAUCUCCCAGCCUGCGGUCUGGGCGGCCCAGGAACCCACCUUUCCUUGGAGAGACCCCUGGAAAAGGCUGUCCCCUUUCAGAGCCUUGCGUCUCAAAGUGUGUCCUGCUCCGGUUUGCAGACGAGGGGAGCGGAGGCCCGCGGGCAUCCCCUCUUCUUCCCCGGCUGGGGGCCGAGGCAUCUUCACGACCUUCUGUAUUUAUUCCUUCACCUUCUGUGGGGCCCCUUAUGGGGGGGCUGGAAUUAAAGAAAUGACAUUCGGAGACCCAUGAUUUCUCAGGAGCGUCCUGUUUGUCCCCCUGCGGCUCCUUAUAAGGUCGCCUGUCCCAGGCUGGCCAGCUGCACGCAGAAGGACGAAACAGUUCUUGUUACCCCCGCUGCAGGGCAGGGGGCCCAGGGCUGGGCAGGACUGUGAGCCGGUGGGUGGGGUGCCAUGUCUCUCCCUGGCCCCCUGGCCCCCAGGGACAUUUGAGCCGGCCCUCUGUUGCUGCUCACCCACCACGCACCUCAGAUGAAGGAGAGAUGGCGAAGGUUACAUUUACUCGGGACCCCGGCCUCCACCGUCCUCAGGGCAGCCCCGUGGCAGCCAGACCACCCCCAUUUUACAGACGGGAGACUGAGUCACGGAGACACUGAAUAAUCUAAGGCUGCACACCUGGGAGGUGUCAGAGCCAAGAUUCUAUUAUUCAUUUGGUACUUUUUUUUAUACUUUUCAAAAAAUAAACUUUAUGUUUUAGGAAAAAUUGUGGACAUAGGACAGAGAAUAGCUUUAUCAAGCCCACCCAGUUUCCCCUGUUAUUAACAUUGUAUAUUAAUUUGGUCUUUUUUUAUCAUCAGUGAACCCAUAUUGACACAUUACUAACUGCAGUGCAUACUCUAUUCAGAUUUCCCCAGUUUCCCCUUAACGUCCUUUUUCUGUCCCAGGACCCCAUCCUGGACCCCACAUGACAUUCAGUGUCACAUCUCCUUAGGUUCCACGGGGUGCUUAUGGUUUCUCAGGCCCGCCUUGUUUCCGACGCCCCUGGCAGUACUGAGACUUGCUGUCUGUUGUUGUGUGAGUUUCCCAGGGCAGCCGUAACAGAGUUCCAGAAACUGGGUGGCUUAGAACAAUGGAAAUGUAUUCUCCCAAUUCUGGAGGCCGGAAGAGCCCCAGGAGUGAUAGGGCUGUGCCCCCUCUGAAGGGUCUAGGGUAGGAUCUUCCCUGCCUCUCCCAGCUUCUGGUGGCCCCAGGCAUCCUUGGCUUGUCACUGCGUCAUUCCUGCUUCUGUCCUCACAUGGCCUUCUUUUGCAUGGGUCUGUGUCUGUGUUCAAAUUUCCCUCUCUUAUUGACACAGCUCUCUCUGUGUCUCUGCCUCUGGCUCUCUCGAGGAAGCACAUAACAUCACAUCACGUUGCUUUGUUCUCGCUCAUGUUAAAAUUGACCAGUGGGUUUGGGGGCAUCAGCCAGAUCCACCCACCAGGAAUUUCCCUGUGAGCCUCUCUCCUACUGGUCUUAGCAGCCAUUGAAGGUCAGUGUUGACGUGCAUCACUAGGGGUUGUAAAAAAUGGUAAUACUGUCAUACUUUCCUCUGCAUUUAUUGCCUGUAAUCAUUCUAUUUUUU
Molecule: messenger RNA, 3434 nt
Organism: Manis pentadactyla (Chinese pangolin)
Lineage: Eukaryota; Metazoa; Chordata; Mammalia; Pholidota; Manidae
Gene: GNA15
Product: G protein subunit alpha 15
Exons: 7
Coding region: 343-1467 (374 amino acids)
Biological process (GO): adenylate cyclase-modulating G protein-coupled receptor signaling pathway; phospholipase C-activating dopamine receptor signaling pathway; action potential
Cellular component (GO): heterotrimeric G-protein complex
Molecular function (GO): G-protein beta/gamma-subunit complex binding; guanyl nucleotide binding; G protein-coupled receptor binding
Source: RefSeq, a predicted model, not a curated record